Molecule: messenger RNA, 2093 nt
Organism: Schistosoma spindalis
Lineage: Eukaryota; Metazoa; Platyhelminthes; Trematoda; Strigeidida; Schistosomatidae
Source: the annotation of a GenBank genome assembly
AGACAACUGGUAUUGGACAUUGUAUACACCACGCACUUGUUUAAAACGUCGGCUGGGUUUUUGCUAAUGAUGGAUUCCGAUAUACCAGGUAAGCUUUAUUUGAAUAAUUUCGUAGGUUUAUUUAUACCGUUGCUUUCUCACUGACUUACACCAAUGUAUUUAUAGAUUGAUGGUUUCCCAUACACAUCCGUACCAAGUUCUGUGUUGAUGAUAGCUGAAUGAGUUUAUUGAUUUUUGUAAGUAUUACUAGUUUAAAAAUAAUUUUUAUCCAUUCGUCACGUUUCAAGCGUAAUAAUCUUAUUUGUUUAGAUAUGAUUGAUUAGAAGCUAGACAACACUUGUUUUUUAUUUUCACUUAUCACCAAGUUCAAUUCAUACACUGGGUAUUUCAUCUCUAAUUAUCUGGAACCAGGAUUUCCUCACCACUAAAUACGAUGGUCGAGGUUUUAACCUCUCAGAAAUGUUGUGUCCUUCACUCGUUUUUUUGAUCAAUCGCUAUUCAAGUCGUUAUUUUAUUCUAAUAUUUUCCGUCUUGUUGACUUUUUGUCAUGUUGAUAUAAAGUUUCAAGUUUGGUAUAAACAAAUUUGUAGCACUUCUAGGGGUGUUGACGGGUUUAAUUGUAGAUGACUUGACUACAGAUAUUUGUAUGUUCAACUUCAUACUCUUUCACGACAGAAAUAUAGACAUGUAAAUCUUAGUACUUCUAAAGGUUGUAGUUUAUAGCAACGUAACAGUGUAGCUGUACUUUGACUAAAUUUGUCACUUAAACACUUCAUAUUCUCCAAUUUAAUGUGUAAAAGUUUUACCUACCCGAUUGUUGAUAUUUUUGCUUGAACGUAUAUCUAGGAGACGGGUCCUGAAUAAAAAAAAACGCGCUUUCUGGAUUUUACUGCUAGACACAUUCCAUCUAUUCUAUAGGAACUUGUUCCUGUUUUAUUCGUCUAGUUUGUUCCGUAAUAUUGCUUAUCUUAAUUCUUCUAACUUUAUGCUUUUCUUUUUAGAUUUCAAAGUUAAGCAAACUGCUGUUGAGGAUACAUAUCAACGAAUGCGAAAACUAUGUGAGAAUUACAAAUUGUUCUUGAAACCGGAUAAUAAUGGCAAUGAGUUGGAUGAACUAUAUUCAACUAGCCUGAAUUUAAGUUAUAUCCGAGAUGAUUAUGAUACCAUAAAACGUGAAUUAUCAGUCAUUAAAGCUAAUCGUCAAAUCGCUCGAAACGCACUUUUAGCUGCCGGGUUUCAAUGUCCCGAUGAUCCACCAACAUAGUUUCUCUUAAUCAUCUAUCUACACCGUGAGUACCAGAACUCAAACUUUGGCAUCACCAUAAAGUGUGUAAUUCUUUUUCGCUUUACUGAAAAUUGACUUCUAGUUUAGUCUAUUAUAUACUUACAUUACUCCAAUCUAAUCAUAGUUUUAUUUGUUAACUAUCUCAUUGUUAGGGAAAAUCGUAAUUUACAAUUUAUUUGCUUUUUUAAAUUAUUUAUUUGUCCCUCUCUUUUGUAGCGUUUGAUCUGUUUCAAUUUAAUAUUUCUAACACUGUAAAUAGUAUGAAUAUGUUCACUUGAAGUUGCCUGAAAUAGCUUUUCUUGCAUUCUCAUAGAAACAUGUGUAUAUAUUGGCUUUUGUUCAUGAAUUACUAUUAUUAUUACUACCUCUUCACAUGUGUUUCCACGGUCAUAAAUUGCUUCAAUGAGAAAUUGUUUUUUUUGUGUUGUUCUUUGUGUUUACUGCUGUUCAAUAAUUUUUGGUGGAUCAUAUCUUUCAUCUGUUAUGGGAUAGCAGAAUAAUGGCCAGCAAAAUUACUGGAAUGUCUAAAUAACUAAGUUGUAAACUAUAGGUAAUUCAGUAAGGUUACAAGUUAAAAUACAAAUAAAAUUCAUUUUUGAGGAUAUCCUUAUUUUGGUAUGUAACAAAUAUAGUUGAUAAAGUUUACCUGUAAUUAACUGGUAAGAGAAUAAGUGUAGAGUUGAAACUUUUGUCUUGUUUCAAGUUGUAUCAUAGAUAUUAGCUUAUAACUCAGCAUGAGCCCCGAAAUGCCCUGGUAUGGCCGAGAGUGGGAAGAGUCCGCUCACCCUCUCGAAAUGCUCUCACAUGG